Molecule: messenger RNA, 2110 nt
Organism: Centruroides sculpturatus (bark scorpion)
Lineage: Eukaryota; Metazoa; Arthropoda; Arachnida; Scorpiones; Buthidae
Product: putative histone-lysine N-methyltransferase 1
Exons: 7
Coding region: 282-1982 (566 amino acids)
Source: RefSeq, a predicted model, not a curated record
AUAUCAUCCCAAAAUGAAACAGUAACAAGAAUGGAUGAUGCUAGUUGUCCAGACACCAAGUUUCAUUCAAAUGGCUGUAAUCAUAAUAUCUCAUGAAUUACACUUAUGAUUAUCAGAUGAAGAACAAUGAUUUUUUGAUUGUAUGUCAAGAAGUAAAUGAAAAAUGAUUUCACAGUUAGGCAAGAAUGAAUAAUUAGAAAGAAUUUAAAAGCAAAGAUGAUUUUUUUAAUCCAGAAAAGCCACAGAAAUGGAUUCGAUUUACUGAGCAUUUAAUCAGCAAUAUGGAAAAUACUGAUAAAUCAUCCAUUAGCAAUGAAGAGGAACAGUUUGUUCCAAUUGAAGACAAACCUCUUAACAACAGUGAAAGUUUUAAUUAUGAUGGGGACGAUAAUUUAUCUUAUCCUGACAUUUCUUCAGGUUCCAGUAAAUCUUAUUCUUUUGAUUCAUAUGAAUUAUAUCGUGAAAGUAGCCCAAGUAGCAUUUCUGCAACAAGUGAUUCAAGUUUCAGCAUUAUUGAUCAACCCUGUGCAGUUUGUCCUUUAACUCCAGAUAUUCUUGAAGGAAUUAAUGAAGAUAUGAUUGAUUUAUCAGUUGUUUCAAGUAUUCAGGAAGAGUUACCUCCAGAUAUAGAUCUUAAGCCAGGAAGACGCCAUUAUGUUCACACACGUAACAUUCAUUUAAAUAGAUGGCUGAAUCUUAUUGCAUUAUUAUCUGCAGCACUUGUUUUUGGAUUGGGCAUUGGCAAUUUCAUUGGAAUGUCUAGGCAGUGGUGGCAUGAAAGAGAGAUAGCUAGAAGGCAAGUUUUGAAAUUGAAACAGUUGCAAGAUGAACUUGUUCUCUGUAUUAAAGAAAAAAUAGAAAUUGAUCAAAAACUAAUGAAUCUGCAUAAAGAAUUUUCAAACAAUGGUUUAUAUUCAUAUCCUGGAAUAAAUGAACAGAUAAAUAGUUCCAUGCAAUUUGAUAUUAAAAGAAACAAAGAUAUAAAUCAGCAUUUACAAAAAGAAAACAUAUUUCAAGCUCAGGAAGUUAAAAUAUAUCAACUGCAGGAAGAAAAUCAUGAACUUCGAGACACACUGCAUUGCUUAACCAGUCAAAUUGAAUCAAGAUGGAGUUCUCGAACAGAUGAAAAUAGAAAAGACGAAUUAAAAGUAGUCUCAAUAAAUGAGAAAAUAAAUAAUGUGAAAGAUCAUAUUAAUCAAAUGAUAUCUGAAAAUGAGGAAUUAAAAACUGCUGUUGCUCGUCUUCGAUAUGGAAAUCCUUUAAUUCAGAUUGAAAGCAAUACAACUUUUUAUAAUGAUAAUAAUAAUAAUAAUGAUUUACAAAAUAAUACUCAAAAUAAUACAUUUACAAUUGUUUAUAAUUAUUGGAAAGAGAAAUUUCCAACUCUCACCUAUGAUUUCAAUUGGGUUGAGUCAUAUUUAAGACAUGACAAUCAAGAUACUAAGUCUUUUAAUACAGCAAUUAAUGAUGUCUUAUCCAGUCUGUUUAAUCAAGUUAAUUUCCUUACUGAAGAUAUUUACAACAAGUUUAAUAUUCAAGAAAUUCGAAUGAAUGUCAAAAAUAAAUUAGCAGAACUAGAAAAUUUCAGCAGCUCAUUUUGUGGCACUGAUUGCAGUCAUGCUAUAAAUAAAACUACCAAAAAAAUGAAAGAGAUGAUUUAUAUUGCAAUUCAGAAAUGUAAAAAAGCUAUUCAAAAAUUUAAAGAUAAUGAAAAGCCAUACGAAUUUAAAACAAAAAAGUUAUAUUCAAAGAUAUCAGAAAUUUUUAAGAAAUUGGAUCAGAAAUGGUCUGAUAUCAAAGAACAUUGGUCAAAGAAAAAUAGGAAAGAAGAGAAAAUACACAAGUACAAAAAGGAUAAAUAUUCCUAUCAUUCAAAGACAGAUUAUAAAUUCAAAGAAAAAUCAAAAGAAACAAAUUUUGUUCCGCGCACUUAUGUCGAAAAGUAUUCAAAUGUUAAGAGGAUAAACGGAAGAGGAAUGUGAGAGUGAUUUAAAAAAUAUUCUGAAGCUUUAUUAGUCUGCAAAUUUAUUUAAUGUAAUAAUGCUUACAGUUAUUUUUUAAUAUUAGUUUCUAAUUAUAAUAACUGUUGAAUUGUUUUAAUAGAUUUUUU